This is a messenger RNA of Penicillium odoratum, 2262 nucleotides long. RefSeq lists its product as uncharacterized. The coding region runs from base 1 to 2262 and encodes 753 amino acids. The record is from RefSeq and is a predicted model, not a curated record. Lineage: Eukaryota; Fungi; Ascomycota; Eurotiomycetes; Eurotiales; Aspergillaceae. The transcript has a single exon.
AUGGAAGACAACGAUGAUGACUACUUCUCUGAUGACUUCGAUUCUCUGCCUCCCGGGACGCUGUUUGACCUAGAGCAAAAUGCCGUUCAAGCUACCCAGGCACAGGCCAGUCAAUACCAGCAUCAUUCGACAGCCUCAAAUAACCCGACUUUCCAUACGGUAACCGUCCACAACUCCGCGACCUUGCAACCGCCACCUCGUCUACAUACCGGACUAACGAACGAAUAUGGCACAUUGGAAGUUGGAGAAUUACAAGCGGAGGUACAUGAAAAUGGAGAUACCUCUAUGGCUUUUUCAAAUAGCUAUCAUGUGCCAGUCAAGGAGCACGGGCGCCCUGUCAACGGCGGGAUGGACGAUGCGAUGGAGGUGGAUGACCAUGAUCCCGGGAACGUCUCUGCGACAAUUGCGCGUCUAGAACAGGUAGGCUCUUAUAAUUCACAGCUUGAUCCAUCAUUAAUGACCAUUGCCAAUAUACAGCUCGAGCGAGAGAAAGAGCAAAUGCGGCUUGAAUUGAUUGAGGCCAAAGCGCAGGUGCAAUCGAAAGCCGGCGAGAUUGCCAUCAUCCGAUCCAAACAGGUGCACAUGGCUGCAAUGCAUGACCAGCAGCUAGCAGCCCUGCGCAAGGCUCAUGCGGAAGAUGCAGCAAAAUAUAGAGAGACUACCGAAGCAGCGAUGAGCGAAGGACGCGUGUUGGCGACAGAGAAUAUCUUCCUUCAACAUGACUUAGCAGAGGAGGCACAUCAUUUACGCAAUAUCAAGUCGAAGCAUCGACAGGCAGAGGCGCGUCCUCCCGUAACGCCUAAGAAAUCUCGAGUCUUGCCAUUUCGAGAUGGUUUCGACGAUGACGAGAUCGCUGUAGUGUCGCCUAGCAAGUCCGCAACCCGGUCGAAACGAGCAACUCCGACUGUUCCCGGCAAGCGAAAACGACAGGCAAGCCUAGACAACCCAGCCGCGUUGCAGCUCAGCCCUGUCGGUGAGCUGAUAAUGGUUGACGCUCCUCCCGAUGGUCCUGAACCAGACGACGAAGGGCUCGAAUCGGGUGGACGUGAACAGCAAGUUACUAAAUGCUUGUUAAAUCACCGUAUGCCUCCUGGCCAAGAAACCGAUAUCGAGGCUCUAGCAAGGAUAUCAUUUCCCUCAGAACCAGCACGACCCAUAUCUAGCAUGGUCUUAGACCGUCUGGCUCAUUUGGACAUGGGCAGCUAUGUGGUGGAAUAUAUCCAUACCAUCGGGCCACUUUGGCAGCGUGCGUUAACUGAGCGGUUCUAUGAGCCUGUUCCUCGUUUUAUGACGCUUGUGCGAUACGUCCUUAAGAUGAAUGAUAUUCCACUUCCAAAGUUAAUUAGUCCCUUGGUCUCUGCAUUGCAAGAUUCCGUUGAGGUCAACGCGGUUCCCCGAUUUCGAUAUUCCCCCGCUGCACGGGGAAAGGGAAGAGCUCUUCGAUCGAUACCGACUCCACAGUCAGACUUGCAGCCACAGGUCGACUCGACCGAAGCUCUGCGCCUGCUGUAUCAUGUCGCAAGCGAAUUGCUACAUCUUCAAGAUGCACUGAAUGAAUUUUGGCGGAAUAUCCGACAUACCUUCAUCCUCGUUAUGUUACAUCCUUCACAGCCACUAAAAGAUAUUGUUCUGAUCGUGCAUCUCUUAGCGACUAGUAUUCGACCAGAAUCUUUCGGACCACUCAUGCCUUCAGAUGGGGAACAGAACGAUGUACAACGGUGGCUAGUCGACAGACUUUCCUGGAUGUUCAGUGAGCCCGCCCAGCCGGAUGAGGGUCUUGAACCUUACACCCCGCAUGACAUAUGUGCAAUGCGUCUGGAGGUUUUACUCCUGAUGGAGUCUUUAGCAUUCAACCCCGCUGCACCAACUCGGGAGCAUGGUAGCGCUACCAUUGCUGCUCAUCCCACCGCGUUAGCGCGCCUCUUCAGAUCCAUGCACGACGAACUCGAUGCGUUAUACUCUUCGCCGCCUGAACAGGGGGUGCGAUUUGCGUUAGUCAACGGACUGAUGCGUUUGUUAUUUGGAGUGAUGCGCCGCCACGGGUCAUCUGUUGACAUGCAGGAGAAGCUGGCGCGUGUUUCAGGAAGCAAACAGAAACACCUAGUGGUCUUGACACGCUUGGCAUUUUGCGACGGGUCUGUUCUCGAAGCCGGUAUUGAUGACGAGACUGUUGAUAUGGCCCACGAGCUGCUCGAGGAGUGGACUAAUCCCCAAGAAGCUGAUUCUUUGGCCGAUGUUUUUCCUAGUUCUCGACGAGAAUAA